GUUAAAUGUCACAGUUUAGCAAACUAAAUUUUAAGCAAAAUUAAAAAAAAUGUAGAUCAAACGUUAUAAAUUAUCCGUCACUCGAAAACGAAUACGAGCAUUAAAUAGAAACUGAAAAGCAAGCAAGUCCUGAACAGAGUCUUCCAGCAAAUGCUUCAUCAUGGGCGCCCACAACAGCAAACCUCAGACCGUCCAGAUGCCAAAUCCCAUUCCCUUUCACAUCACUCGCGAGGUUAUGGAGCGAAUUGAUCAGUCCUCUGGAAAUAUCACCAUGUCGCCAUCAAACUACUGCGAGAAGUGCAAGCAGCGAGAACGCGGAGGCGCCUCCGCGAGUACGGAUGUGCCACCGAAGACGAUGGACCACAAGCCGUCGGAGGUGACGGUCAAGAAUCCCGUGCCUGUAGUCUCGCCUUGGAAAAGACGCUCCUCGGAGAUUGAGGAAGCCCACUUCGGACAGUCCCUGCAACGGGUACAGGACAUAUUUGGCAAGCCGAUCUACUGGGCCAAGGAGUGCUCUGCCGAUAUCACCAAGCUGGAGGAGGACCUGGUCUUUUGCUACCAGAAGUACUCCAACGAACCGCUUCAGUGCGCUCCUCUGGCCAGCCAGUAUCACCGGUAUGUGUUCGCCAAGCAGGCCGCCGAGAUAAACAGGCCGAGAAAGGAAAACCCGAACACCGGAGAUCCUUCUAAAAAGCUCCAUAAUAUUGAGGACGCCAAGAUAGAAUCUACCUAGGUUUGUUGGAAUUCAUUUUAAUAAAAGCAAUCGAAUCGGC
Molecule: messenger RNA, 773 nt
Organism: Drosophila bipectinata
Lineage: Eukaryota; Metazoa; Arthropoda; Insecta; Diptera; Drosophilidae
Source: RefSeq, a predicted model, not a curated record